This is a messenger RNA of Erinaceus europaeus (western European hedgehog), 2037 nucleotides long. RefSeq names its product taste 2 receptor member 3 (gene TAS2R3). Gene Ontology annotation, biological process: detection of chemical stimulus involved in sensory perception of bitter taste; G protein-coupled receptor signaling pathway; sensory perception of taste. The coding region runs from base 708 to 1661 and encodes 317 amino acids. Lineage: Eukaryota; Metazoa; Chordata; Mammalia; Eulipotyphla; Erinaceidae. Gene Ontology annotation, cellular component: membrane. The transcript has a single exon. Gene Ontology annotation, molecular function: bitter taste receptor activity; G protein-coupled receptor activity. The record is from RefSeq and is a predicted model, not a curated record.
CAGGCAGGAUGCUUCAUGAAUGGUGAAGCAGGUCUGCAGGUGUCUAUUUUCCUCUCCCUCCCCUCUUCUUCCUUCCCUCAAUUUCUACCUGUCCUAGCUAAUAAAAAAUAGAAAGAAAAAAAGGGGGGGAGGAAUUGCCAGCAGAAACAGUAUUUGUACUGCUGGCACUGAGCCCCAGCAAUAACCUGGGUGGCAGUAGAUAAUUUAAAAAAAAAAAAAGGAGAAAGAUUUAUGUGUUCAUUAGUGAGAGAUAGGAGGCUAUGCCAAAGCGUCCCUUUGGUGUAUGCACUGAGGAUCAAACUCAGGAAUUCCUGACCUAGACUCCGACACUGUCCACUGUACCACCUACCUCCCAGGCUGCAACAACCAAUCCCUUUGAAAUUGAGCCCGAGGCUCCAUCUUUGUGACUCAGAGUUAUUCCUUGUUGUGUGACACCAGAUACUCCUCCAUUUGCAUGUUACCAGAGGGCUUCUGGAUUCAGACCAUAGACAAAAAUGUGACGAUCCUUACCCUCUCUGAAGUGGACAGAAUACACGCUGGGAGAGCCAGAGAAUCCAUGACACUACCGUAUACCAUUCGCAGUCGGAAGACGAGAGUCACAGGUACAGUGAAGCAGGAGGAGGGGCAUUGGUCCAUAGAGACACUUCAAAUUAGAAAGGACUUUGUGUAUCCUCACUCAGGAGCAACUGAGAUCAGAUUGACCUGAUAUGGCAGGAUUCCUGGAAUCCUUAUUUCUGGCUCUGACCGUCAUUUUCUUCAUCCUGGGAAUGCUGGGAAAUGGUUUCAUCGGGUUGGUCAAUGGCAGCCGCUGGGUAAAGAGCAAGAGGAUCUCUUUGUCUGACUUCAUUAUCACGGCCCUAACUCUCUCUAGGGUCAUCCUGCUGUGGAUUCUCUUGGCCGAUAGCACUUUAAUAGUGUUCUUUUACAGAGUACACAAUGAUGGUAUGGGAAUGAAAAUUAUCGACAUUUCCUGGACCUUUAUAAACCACCUGAGCAUUUGGCUGGUUACCAGUCUCAGUGUCCUUUACUGCUUGAAAAUUGCCAGUUUCUCGCAUCCCAUGUUCCUCUGGCUCAAGUGGAGGGUGUCCCGGGUGGUGGUGUGGAUGCUGCUGGGUGCGCUGCUCCUGUCCUGUGGCAGCACCAUGUCUCUGGUCCGUGAAUUUGAGUUCUACUCUCUAUUCUAUGGAUUCAACGGUACUGAGGAUCCAGCGGAACACCUUAGAAAGAAGACUGACUAUGAAGUGACCCAUACGCUGGGGAUCCUAUGGGAUCUCUUUCCCUUCAUCGUGUCUCUGGCCUCUAACACUCUGCUCAUCCUCUCCCUGAGAAGACACACACGCCAGAUGCAGCAGAAUGGAAGCUGCUCCAGAGACACAACGACCGAGGCCCACCAGAGGGCCAUCAGAAUCAUCCUCUCCUAUCUCCUUCUCUUCCUGUUUUACUAUCUAGCCUUUCUAAUUACCUACUGCAGCCGUUUCCUACCAGAAACGAAGAUGAUCAAGAUGUUUGGAGAAGCAGUCACAUUGCUUUAUCCCGCUGGCCACUCAUUCAUUCUCAUUAUGGGAAACAAGAAACUGAAGCAGAUGUUUGUACAGAUACUCAGGUGUCAGCCUGGUCAUCUGAAACCUGGACCCAAGGGCACCGUGGACUCCCUGAAGUGACGGAGGGCGCAGGAGGGGCCCUUGGGCGUCCUUAGACUGACUCAAGUCUGCAGGGCUCCUCUUGAUCUUGUUUAUGUCUUCUCACUCCAGCAGGAGGUAGACCCCACUCAUUUGCUUUGCCCCCACAUGGGGGCACUUCUCCUGGUGUCUCUUUGUAGAGUUGUGAAGGAGAAGGAGAGACAGUCUUGGAAUAUUUCAAUCAAUAGUAAGAUCAGUGUGCAGAGACAUGCACUGUGCUUUGCUGAGCUUCUCUGUAUGCUUUCAGUUUUAGUAUCUGUACUGCCCGAAGUGAGCACUGUCUAGUAUCUUAAUAUCUAUCAGCUCGGCUUCUAUGUAGUAACUUAUAGUUUAGAAUGAUCUAUAAGCUGUGUAAAUA